This is a messenger RNA of Spirodela intermedia, 621 nucleotides long. Lineage: Eukaryota; Viridiplantae; Streptophyta; Magnoliopsida; Alismatales; Araceae. The record is from the annotation of a GenBank genome assembly.
AUGCUCGAAUCUGUGGUAGCGGUUGGCGUCCCUCACCACAAUCUCCCGGUCGAGGGCCCGGCUCAUGAACCUGAAGGCCUCGUGGCAGUCCCCGCAAAUCCUGACGUUCUUCACCACCCUCAGCGGCUUCCCCAGGGGGGCUCCCCCGCUCAGCAGCCCAUACGCCAGGGCGAGCCUCUCGCUGUGGUGCCAUAGCUCCCUCCUCCCCCCGGCCUCGUACCCCAGCCUCUCCACCUCGCCCAUCAGCUCCUCCACCUUGGCGUAUAUCUCCGCCGCCCGCGUGUGCCUCCUGUCGCCCGCCAGAAACUCGUGCACCUCCCCGCGCACCUCAACCCAACUCCGCCCGCCCUCCUUCUUCACUCCCCGGUACCUCAUCGUGCUCCACAGCUCCGCCACCUCGUCCCUUCUCCCGGCCGCGGCGUAGACGUUGGCGAGCAUGACGUACGCGGAGUCGUCCUGCGGGUCCACCUCCAGAAUCCGCCGGCAGGCCGUCCGCCCCAGGCCGGCGUCGCCGUGGGCCACGCAGGCGGACAGGAGCGUUCGCCAGACGGCCGCGUCCGCCUCGAAGGGCAUCAACCGCGCGACGCGCUCCGCUUCCUCGAGCCGCCCCACGCGCGCUAA